Molecule: messenger RNA, 5093 nt
Organism: Anoplopoma fimbria (sablefish)
Lineage: Eukaryota; Metazoa; Chordata; Actinopteri; Perciformes; Anoplopomatidae
Gene: cntn2
Product: contactin 2
Exons: 23
Coding region: 389-3514 (1041 amino acids)
Biological process (GO): brain development; cell-cell adhesion
Molecular function (GO): cell-cell adhesion mediator activity
Source: RefSeq, a predicted model, not a curated record
AUUAGAGAGAGUGAGAGAGAGAGAGAGAGACAGAGAGAGAGAGCGAGAGAGACAGAGAGAGAGAGAGACAGAGACAGAGAGAGAGAGAGAGAAUCUGGCUCGUCCUUGAAUGCGGACAGAAGGAGAGGGACGGUAACAAAGCUCCGUCAAAGGCGUCCGGAUCUCCUCUGUCAUCAGAAACACGGCGCUGAUUACACAGAGCAGCAUCACCCAGCCUCCUGCGCAUCAUCCGCGGCUCCGCAUCCGCAGCUUUCCGGGAAGAAGACUAUCCUCAUCGCAGCAAGGUCCAGAUUGAACACCACUUCUUCCUGUGAGAUAAGGUGAUCAGGUUUUGAGCCCAUCUGCUCCUGGUCCGUUUGCGAUCCUGUUGUAAUCCAGCUGGAUCCAGAUGAUGGAGCGCUUGCUGUGUCUGCUGGUCCUCAGCUCAGUAGUCCUGAAGGAGGCUGUCGGUGGAGACGUGUGUGUGUCGGGUCACGACAGCGGGCCACUGUUUGAAGAACAGCCGAGCAGUGUCAUCUACCCAGAAGGCCUGAGUGAAGGCAAGGUGACCCUCAGCUGUCAGGCCAGAGCUAGUCCAGCUGCAUCUUACAGAUGGCUUGUGAACGGCACAGAGGUUCCGCUGGGUUUGGACUUGCGCUACACCCUGGUGGCCGGCAACCUGGUGAUCAGCAGCCCCGAGUCCAUUCGAGACACCGGCUCCUAUCAGUGUCUGGCCAUCAACCGCUGCGGCACCAUCAUCAGCCGAGCAGCGAACCUUAAAUUUGGCUACCUCCAUGACUUCCCUCCGGACAGCAGGAGUCCUCAGACAGCAUAUGAAGGCAUCGGAGCUUUCCUGGCCUGCCAGCCCCCUAUACAUUACCCAGCUCUGUCCUACCGCUGGUUGAUCAACGAAUUCCCCAACUUCAUCAAGAAGGACGAUGGCCGCUGGUUUGUGUCGCAGGUCACGGGGAACUUGUACUUGGCGAAAGCAGAGCCAAACGACACCGGGAACUACUUCUGCUUCACCACCAUCAACAUGGACAUCAGCACCAAGAGCACCUUCAGCAAGGCCAACCAGCUCACUGUGCUGCCGGACGUCAAUCCCAGGAAGUCAGCUCCCAUCAUAAAAGUACGCUUCCCAGCAGAGACCUACGCCCUAGCAGGACACACCACCCAGUUAGAGUGCUUCGCCUAUGGAAAUCCAGUCCCAAAACUGCGAUGGAGGAAGGUGGACGGUUUGAUGCCGUCCAAGGCGGGCUCCAGUGCCGAGGCUCCAACCCUCAUCCUGCCAGAACUCUCCUUCGAUGACGAAGGUGUUUAUGAAUGUGAAGCCUACAACUCAGAGGGCAGUGACACCUACCAGGGACGCAUCAACGUGCAAGCUCAGCCCGAGUGGCUGCAGGUGAUGAGCGACUCAGAGGUGGAGAUCAGCUCAGAGCUUCUCUGGAGUUGCAUUGCUGCCGGUAAACCCCGACCCUCCAUACGCUGGCUACGCAACGGACAACCACUCAGCACACAGGACCGGGUAGAAGUGAACGGGCCUCGACUUAAGAUCAGUAACCUGGCCCUGGAGGAUUCUGGGAUGUACCAGUGUGUCGCUGAGAACAAACAUGGCACCAUCUACUCCACUGCUGAGCUCAGAGUCCAAGUUCAGGCUCCAGACUUCAGGUUGAACCCAGUAAGGAGACUGAUCCCCGCAGCCAGAGGGGGGCAGGUGAUGAUUGAGUGUCGCCCUCGAGCCGCUCCGAAGCCCAGCCUGUUCUGGAGCCGGGGGACGGAGCUGCUCACCAACAGCAGCAGAGUCACCGUAACUCCAGACGGCAUCCUGUGGAUCCACAACAUCAGCAGGGCAGACGAAGGGAAAUACACCUGCUUUGCUGAGAACUACCUGGGCAAAGCCAACAGCACCGGACACCUGUCUGUCAGAGAUGCCACUAAGAUCACGCUGGCUCCUUCCAACGCCGACAUCAACCGAGGGGAGGACGUGACGCUGCAGUGUCACGCCUCCCACGACCCCACCAUGGACCUGACCUUCACCUGGGCCCUCAACGGGGUUCUGUUGGACCUGGAGAACCCGGCCGGGCCGUACCACCGUGUGGAGGGGAAGGAAAACAUUGGUGACCUGUUGACCGUGAACACUAAGCUGAGUCAAGCAGGGAUAUACACGUGCACAGCUCAGACUGUGGUGGACAGCGCUUCAGCUUCAGCCAAACUAGUGGUUCGAGGCCCCCCUGGACCUCCUGGAGGUUUACUGGUAAAGAACGUGGCCGAGGCGUCGGUGGAGCUCAGGUGGAGUCGUGGCUACGAUAACCACAGUCCCAUCGGCAAAUAUGUCAUCAUGGGCCGGUCAUCGCUCUCAUCAGAGUGGAAGAAGAUGAGGACAGACCCGGUGAACAUCGAGGGGAAUGCAGAGUCAGCUCGUGUGAUGGGACUGAUGUCCUGGAUGGAUUAUGAAUUCCAGGUCAUCGCCAGCAACAUCCUGGGCAGCGGAGAGCCCAGCAUGCCCUCACACACCAUCCGCACACAGCAAGCAGCUCCCACGGUGGCCCCCAGUGGUCUUGGAGGAGGAGGAGGAGACCGCAACGAACUCAUUGUGACCUGGACGCCCAUGGCCAGAGAGUACCAGAAUGGAGACGGCUUUGGCUACGUCCUGGCAUUCAGGAAGAAAGACACACAAUCUUGGACGGUGGUGCGUAUUCUUCACGUGGAGUCGUCCCGAUACGUCUACUACAACGACAGCCUGACGCCGUACAGUCCCUUCGAGGUGAAGAUCAAAGCUUACAACCGCAGAGGAGAAGGUCCGUUCAGCCAGAUCGCUGUGGUGUACUCUGCAGAGGAGGAACCAACAGUGGGACCAUCGAGCAUCAACGCCACGGCGCUGACCGCCUUUGAGAUCCAGGUGUCGUGGGAGCCCGUCCAGCAGCUCAACGCAAACGGCAUCCUCAGAGGAUAUGAGAUCCGGUACUGGCGGCAGCACGAGCGUGAAGCAGCAGCAGACCGAGUUCGGACAGCUGGACUGGAAGCAACAGCCAGAGUGACCGGACUGAGACCCAGCACUCGGUACCACGUCGCCGUUCUGGCGUACAACAGCGCCGGCACCGGGCCACCGUCGCCUCGCACCACCGUCACCACCAGGAAACCACCCCCUAAUCGUCGCCCGGGCAACGUGUCGUGGAAGGCUGAUGGCUCAACGGUAACGGUGAGGUGGGAUCACGUGAAGGCCAUGCACAAUGAAUCAGCAGUACUGGGCUACAAAGUUCUGUACAAACAUGAGGGCCAGACCUCACUGAAGGUUGUGGACAAGUCCAAGACGUCCAUUAAUCUGCCGCUGCCAAAAGACAGCGGCUACGUGGUGUUGGAGAUCCGGUCCUGGGGAGAAGGAGGGGACGGGCCUGCACACGAGAUUAUUGUGUCCCGGGACUCAGGAACUGGUAUGAUGGUGCAGAACGAGGCCUCCUCCACACUGUCCAGUCGGCCUCUCCACCUCCUCCCCGGCUUGCUUCUACUCACUCUUGUAUCGUUGGCAGGCCUGUGAUCUCAGCCCGUCACUGGACUUUUUGCUUUGAAUGGCUUGAAACUAAAGCUGUCCUGUGUCUCAGCCUGUGUUUGGGGUUGGGGUGGGUUCAGGUGGUCGGGAAAGGUUGUAGCACUGCAGAGAUUGGACGGGUGGGUUAGGAAGGAGGGGUUUCAGUUAUCAAUUUUUUUUAUAAUGACAACAAAGAGGGUUUUUUUUUUAAUCUGGAUGGAUUGAAAGGGUUGGGGAGCGGGGAAGCACUGUCUGCUUGUAUAUUUAUGUAUCAGUGUCAGUAAAACAAUGCCUUACCGGGACCAUCACAUAUGUGGCUGACGCGUCUCAUACACUGGUCAUCCCAACUGUAGCUGGCGAGACACAGAUUUCAGGUGUAAAUUAUUCAUAGAAUCAAUGCUGUGUAGAACUUGUGUACAUACAGUGCAGUCUUACAUGUGAUGGGUGUGUGCCUGUUCUGUCGACUCUGAGAGCAACUUGACUGAUAAGUCUGUUUUCUGAUCGGUUGUUGGUGGUGUAAAGAGCUGUAAAGGUCUGCAUCUACAAUAUGCUCCUCAUGCAUUUUUCACUGCUUGGUAAGUACGGUCAUAUUUGACCCUCGCUAAGUCCCAACCCUCGAGCGCAGACUGGCCAGUCAUAGCGGAGCAUUGACCAGCUCCGACCAAGGUCCAACAAAUCCGUCUCUGCUCCAUAGAUGCAUGCACUGGUUUCAGAUGUUCCUCAUGUUCAGACUGGUUUAGUGGAUUUGGAUCUCAUCAUGGUUAAACGUACUGUAUACUUAAUGUAAACGCAUACCUGUUUUCAUCCGUGAUUUAAUUAUAUAUUCAGUGUUUCAUAUUGUGAAAGACAUGGAAUUUCAUAGUGUAACUUUUCAUGUACACAUCAAAUUAUUUACACUUUAAACAUCAAACUCAUAAUUUUCCUUGUUUCAGGAUACCAUAUUGCCUUGUUUUUCCACAGCUCCCCUGAAAUGCAGCAUCACAUUGUUGAACUUGUUAUGCCUUGUUGCUCACAGUUUGAACACAGAAUCACUCACCGUAGCACUGAAGAACUUUUUUUCAUUGAUUUUCAGCUACAUAUAAUGUCUUCAUGCUUUUUUUUUUGUUGUCUCAGCUGUAAUUAUGGCAAGCUAUAGAAAAGCAUCACUGGUCCAAAUGAAUGUUUACAUUUUAUACUUUUAUGUCUCAUUUUUGGGGUUGUCAAAUUGGAUGAAUGAAGCGAGUAUUUUAUUCUGUGUUUACAUUUUGUUGUGCCUGUAUUAUUGGAAUAAUUUCUACAACAAUGUAAAAAUGCUUCUGUCCAGUGUUAAUUGGGUUUAUUGCAGCUGCCUUUAUGCUGGCAGGUUAAUAUGAAAUGGAUCAGCCACUGCCAGAAAUGAAAGAGUUGUUCGCCAAAGUUAUCAGAGAGUAGUUAACAGUGUCAUAUAUCAUUGUCAUUGUAAACUUGUCAGCAUCUAUCAGCUCUUAUGAAACAUUUCUGGUUCACUACAGAUUACAGGAGGGACGUGACCUCUUGUGCAUUGUCUGCCACUCAUUCCUGCAUAGUUAUCCUGUCCAGGUCAGGUCUGGUCAGCAAGUCAAAGAUAGAC